Molecule: messenger RNA, 1757 nt
Organism: Rhagoletis zephyria (snowberry fruit fly)
Lineage: Eukaryota; Metazoa; Arthropoda; Insecta; Diptera; Tephritidae
Source: RefSeq, a predicted model, not a curated record
GCCUUUUUUUGUUCGGGUGUCUACUAUCUGCAAUAAUUAAACUGUCACCGAAAUCACUGCUUUCAAAACUGUGGCAACCUGGCUGAACUAACGAAACGAUGGCAACCCCGCAUGCGAAAGAAGAAAAGAAAGCGGACAUAGCAAGUGCACUUAAUCGUGCGACAGAAUAUCUUCUUAGCAAUCGACUCGCCGGCGAAUACAGACUUAAUUACUUUUUCAUCUACAUUUAAAAUAGAAACAAGUUCCUUGUAAAGAUUAAUAUUUAGAUAUUAAAUAAUACCGAAGUAUUAUAUGCGAAUUUGAUUCGUGUUUAAAUAAAUCGAAAAAAACACUUUGACUCAUUAAAUCCCACAAGUGGUGACCCCGUAGUAAAGACGGAGAUAGUGAGUAAAAGACGUGCAUCAAAUCACCGUGCUAAGGCGUGCAGAGCAAACUUGCGCGUUAAUAGCUGGGGAAAAAUAAUCUCGCUUUGAUUUGAAGCGCCUCGAAAAUUCAGAGCAAAACCUGCAUAACCAGCUCACCGAAAGCGUAAGUAUAGUUCAGGUGUCACGCCACCGAAAAUUCGUCGACUAUACACAAGCCGGCAAUCAUAACGGCUCACGAAGUAACGGGCCACCGUAAUACCAACGUGACCCGGCAACAUGAGCUUGAAUAAUAGCACGGAAAAGCUCGCAAAAGACGACACUAACGCUGCCGCGAACGACAGCGGAAACGUCAACGCAGGCGUCGACAGCGACAGACCGCAAAUCAAUGCGGUAUUCGGAAAAUUACCGUUUCCAAAACUCAACUCAAGUACAAUAUCGAAUCAUGGUUCAUAAAGGUGGACGCAUGGUUCGAACUGCAUGGUUUUGGUAUACGUAAAGAAAAAGAUAAGUAUACCGCUAUUGUUGCACAUGCUGACGACUACAUACUAGACCAGGUUUUCGAUCUGGUGCGCCGCCCACCAACCACGGCACCAUACACCACGUUAAAAAUGGCCAUCAUUGAAAAAUUCAGCGAUUCAGCAAUGGGCUGGUUCGACAAACUUACGGGAAUCCAGUUGGGCGACGGCAAGCCAAGCCACUUGCUCAGCCAAAUGCAACGAACAAACGCCACGAAAGACGAGUCCGUCAUACAACAGUACUGGCUCAAACAAUUGCCGGAAGCUGCUCGCGACGUUAUCGCCGGUAUGCUUCAGGCGCAGCCAAGUACGCCACUACUUCAACUCGCCAUCACUGCCGAUGCGGUCCUCGACGCACUAAGUCGCGACUCAAAUGCAACAGCACCAACCAGGGGGCCAUCCGUCAACGCUAUCGAAACACCUACCAAUCGACUCACUGUGCUUGAAAAACGAAGCGAAAAGCAAGACUCCGUUCUCGAAAAUAUCAACAGCAAGUUGAGCCAGCUCAUGUCCCGAAAACGCAGCCGACAAUGCGAACGUCGUCUGGUGAAUGCUAAACGCGCGCACACACCACAUCGCAGCUCCAACGCAGAACAAUCACCGACCUGCUGGUAUCACCGGGAAUAUGGUACUCAGGCUCGAAAAUGCCGAAGUCCAUGCGAUUUUCCCAUAAAAAAGACAGACCCAACAAAAAACUAAACACUGCCGUAACGACUAAGCUCGACAGUUCCGGCAGCACACCAUCAUCGAGCAACCAAUCCCAAUGCGAACUCGAGGUAAAAUUUUCUGAGUUUCCUAAAUCCAAACGUUUUCUUUAAACUAGAUCGAAUGUCAUAUCAACUAUUUGGUGACAGGUAAUAAGAUCAACGGAAAUAAG